Messenger RNA from Racocetra persica, 325 nucleotides. Lineage: Eukaryota; Fungi; Glomeromycota; Glomeromycetes; Diversisporales; Gigasporaceae. The record is from the annotation of a GenBank genome assembly.
UGAGUUUAGAGAUGAAGUAAGAAAAGAACCCCCAGAAAUUGCAACCAAAGAUCCAGAAGAACACAAAGUCGAAGCUAUACUAGACAAGAGAAUAUACUACUAUCGCCUACAGUACUUAGUAAAAUGGAAAGGUCACCCACUAUACGAUGCUACUUGGAAACCCUUGACUAAUCUUGAAAAUUACAAAGACUUGGUAAAAGAGUUUGAAAAAACUGGUAAAACUGUUUUAAAUGAGGGAGAGUGUAAGGAAACCAUCGGGUUACAUAGUACUAUGCACAUGUUGUAUAACGAACGUGACUACUCACUUUGGAUGAGUUUUAUGUAA